AAACUGAUUUGUGUUUAGCUGCAUCUGAUGGAGCUGUAUGUAAUAGUUCUUACUUUUAUCGCUUUUCUGUCAUCUAAUGCAGAAUUUGUACGAGAAGAAUUAGAAAUUUAUGUGUGCUCUGACUCAGAAAGUGAAGCUAUGGUUGGAGCUGAUGGAGAGGAGUUGUGGCAUGCUGACUUUAAGCAGAAGACUGGAAUAAUAACAUUACCUGAUUUUGCAGAUCGUAUUGGAUUUCCUGGGUUUUAUGAAAUAAGUGUUGAUUCAAUAGCAGGAUGCAGAAGGAACUUAGCGAACAACAUUAGAGGUUUCAAGAGCCCACCACCAGCAAUGGAUGCACCACAUUCAUCUGUUUAUCCAAAGGAUGAUGUAGAGCUGGGUGUUCAGAACUCCCUUAUCUGUCAUGCGACUGGCUUCUAUCCUCCAUCUAUUACAAUCUCAUGGAAAAAGAAUAAUAAUAACGUGACAGAGAGUAUUAAUUUAAGCCAGUACCGUCCAAGGGCAGAUGGCAGCUUCAACAUCUUCUCCACUCUUAAGUUCACACCAGCUGAAGGAGACAUUUACAGCUGCACAGUGAAUCAUGAAGCACUUCAGGGUCAAGCUCAGACCAAAACAUGGGAUGUUGACGUUGCCCUCCCAAGUGCUUUUCCAGCAGUUGUCUGUGGAGUGGGUGUGGUUUUUGGACUGCUGGGAAUUGCUGCCGGAACUUUCUUGCUUGUUAAAGGAAACUGCAACUGAAGAGAGCUAACUUGAAGAAACUCAACAGAGAACUUCAAAUGCAUUGUAAUAUUGAAAGUAACAUUGAUUUUAAUGGUAAUUGAAUGCAUGCAUUUUGGUUAAAUUUCAACAACAAUUUUACUGUGCCUUCAAAAACGAAGUGCGAUUAACUUUACUAUUUAUUAUCAAAUAUCUACAUUGGAAGUCUAAAAAAUCUCUUUUUUGUUGGUUUCUGAGUGGAUUUAAAUUGUGAAGCAUCAGUAUUUAAAAAAAAAAAUAAAUACAUACAAGAAUGGCUACUUAUUUGUUUGUAUUUUAUUUAUUUUUUAUAUUGACUUCACUAAUGAACCUGGAAAAUUGUGUUGAACUGCAGUUGAAUUUUAACUGCAAUCAUUUAAAAUUAAUUUACAAUAUAAGAUCUGUAAAAGCAUUCCGUGUUCCUAAAUGGCAUUCUAACUAGGGAUAAGUCAGUUUUGUUCACAGUUUCCUCGUAGGUCCUAUGAAAUGCCAAGAAAUGAAAAAGAGUAGUGUGCACAAAAGCAUGUCAAAUAAAACAGAAACUGUGUUGGAAUUAAUUAGGUAAUAUAAGGUAUACACACAUAAAGUACAAAUACACAUACUGUAUCUGAAGUUCUACCAGUGGUCAAAGUGACUGCAUGCAUAUCAGUGUCUGUUACAGUCCCGUAGAGUAACUGCAAGUAUAUAGGCUGUUUUACCAAAAAUAUCAUAUUUGGGGGUAAUGACUUCAUUAAAUAUGAUAACAGACAUUCAAAGCUUAUUUUAAAAUCUCAAUAAAAGUUUUGAAUAUAAAUAUGAUGUGACAAUUUGGCAUCUUAUAUGAGAACAGUCAGAAUGACCACUAUGGCAUUUCUAGUGGUUUUAUAUAUCUGGUAGUUCCAGUGUCCAGACAAGUUUUUAAAGGCAAGUUUGGCCCAGUGUGUUGAGGCUAUGAGCUUACACAGACCUUGUGUGAACACAAAAAGAGUAGCUGUACAGUGUUACAGGUUGUAACGUGACUCCUGAGUAGUUUGUCUACUGUUGUAAAAUUCUUGAAGGAAAGUUUGGCCAAGAGUAAAUGCGGCUGUCAAAACAACAGAGCAGAUUGGUUUAGUCUGCAUUGUUGCCAGCUGCAAAGUUAUUCCCCACUAGUUCAAUGGAUGCAGGACCUUUUUAAUUUUCACCUACUUAAAGCCUGGUUAAAGUGUCACGUUGCUUCCA
Danio rerio (zebrafish) is the source of this 1932-nucleotide messenger RNA. RefSeq names its product major histocompatibility complex class II d8.37a2 (gene mhc2d8.37a2). NCBI's taxonomy places the organism in Eukaryota, Metazoa, Chordata, Actinopteri, Cypriniformes, Danionidae. The record is from RefSeq and is marked validated.